CCGAAAGGAAAGCGGCUUACGGGUACGCUCUGCCUCUGAAGAAAACUUCAGACUGUCAAAAUCUUUUUCCGCAUUUAGAUCUUUCAACAAUUAACGUUCUUAGGUCUAGGGUUUCGAUCUUCCUAAUAUAAUCUCUGCUUUUUGCGGCUCCCCGGAGCGUGGUCCUUCUAAUCCAGGCAUGGAAUCUAAUCUGGUUAUCAAGGUUAAGUAUGGAGAUACCCUUAGACGUUUCAGUGCUCGUAUUAAUGAAAAUAGGCAGCUGAAUCUUGACAUGGCUGGACUGAGGGCAAAAAUAUUUGAUCUCUUUAGUUUCGCACCUGAUGCUGAACUUGCUUUGACUUAUAUUGAUGAAGAUGGUGAUGUAGUCACUCUUGCUGAUGAUGAUGAUCUGCAUGAUGUGACAAGGCAGAACCUCAAAUUCUUGAGGAUUAAUGUGCAGCUCAAUAUUGCGGACUUUUCCAAGUCUUCCGCAAGAUCAAGUGGAACUUCUACUCCCUUAAGGUCCUUGCAAGUUCAGCAUCCUUCACAGAAUAUCAACACCUGUGCAUCUGAGUUUUUAAAAUCUCUUCCAGAGCCUCCCCUGGAUGCCAUUUCAAAGCUGUCCCUUGACCUUGCUUCAAAAGCUUUAUCUGCCAACCCACUGCUCACUGAUCUUGUUGACCAUCUUUCCAAGGUGAGACAGUCAUUCCUGGAUGCUACUUCUCAGACUUCAGCAGCUAGUGGCACGAACAGGCAGGGUGGGUCUUCUGAGGGCCUUGUGACUCCAUUAGUGCCAACCAUGCAAAAUCCUUCAACUGACAGUGGCCUGAGAUACAUUUUAUCACAGUCUGCAUCUGCAAAUUUAGUUUGCAAAGGCGGCCAGGAGACUGGUGCUGGAAAUGUGGCGAGUGAUGUCAAGACACAAGUCGUCCCUGAAUCUGUUACUGUUGAUCUAAACCUUGAGUCUACUUCUGAAUCUGACCUAUCAGUAUCUACUGGGGUGAAAUCAAUCCCAGCUUUAUCAAAUGUUGUUGCUGGUGAUGACAAGAAUGAUAAGAACAGAGUUAAUGACCAUUCCAAGAAGGGUGUUGGUUUCCCUGUUUUGGAUGAUCCUAAGAGGAAUGCACAAUAUUACCAUACCAAAGCUUUGGCCAGAAAUCCUUCAAAUGAAUGUCCCUUCAGUGGAGUGUCCAUAGCUAAUGACCCUGCUGUCCCUCCUUAUUCACAGCCUGGUACAUUUAACUGGUGUCAUAUGCCUUUUAGUGGGAUGUCUGGAAUUUUCCACCGGGGGGUUCAGUGUGAUGGAUGUGGUAUUCAUCCAAUUGCUGGACCUCGGUUCAAGUCCAAAGUAAAAGAAGAUUAUGACCUCUGCGGCAUUUGCUUUUCAAAACUGGGUAAUGAAGCAGAUUAUGUCAGAAUGGACAGGCCUGUGUCUUACCGUCAUCCUCGAUGUAUCAAGUCAAUUGGAGCUGGUGGCCCAGCACUGCCAAAUAUCUGGAGAAAUCAUGGGAUGAAGUUUGGUCGGCCUAAGCUAGAUAGUCGCUUCGUUUUGGAUGUAAAUAUACUGGAUGGUACUGUAAUGGCUCCAUCCACUCCAUUUACAAAGAUCUGGCGAAUGCGUAACAGUGGAAACUUGCCCUGGCCCAACUGUUCAAAACUUGUCUGGAUUGGGGCGGACAAAUUCAGUGAUGCAGUCUCAGUUGACAUAGAGACUCCCAUGGAAGGGGUACCUAUAGAUGGGGAACUAGACAUUGCAGUUGAUUUUACUGCACCUGAGUUGCCUGGUCGUUAUAUUUCCUACUGGCGGAUGGCAUCUCCCUCUGGCACAAAAUUUGGACAACGUGUUUGGGUUCUUAUUCAGGUUGAUGAAUCUCUGAAGGACUCUAUUUGUGGUAGUCUCCAAGGCUUGAACUUGAAUUUGCCCCCAGCAAGCAGUGGUCAGAGAGACUUUAUGGAUAUGGAUAGUGGUUCUGCAGUAGAUGUCACUGUCACCAUGCCAAUAACACCAAUGGUUGACCAACAGUCAAACAAGGAGCAGGUACCCACUUACGGAAUUAACAAUCAUUUGCUGGUUGUUGAUGAUGUCCCAGUCUCUUCUCCUAUACAGGCUCAAGCUUUUGCUCCUCCAGAAGCUCUGUUAGCCGCACUUACCCAAAAGGCUCCAUCCUCUGUUCCUCCAGAGUCUCCAACAGUCUCAGUUUCUGCUCAGACUCCACUAGCCUCUGUUUCAGUGCUGCCUUUGUCAGCCCAUGCUCCUCCAAAGUACCCAUCGCCUUCAUCUGAGGCAUAUCCCAUCAUUGCUCAAGGUUUCCCAACCCCUGAAUCAUCUACACCUGUUUCAGCUGAGGAUUUCCUUCUUGCUGGAUCCACCCAACCACCAACCACACUUCCAGAGGUUAUGCCAUCAUCAUUACAAGGUAGUGUUGAAAGCAGUGUUCUUGAACAGACUCUUCUUAAGGAACUUGUAGAGAUGGGUUUCAAGCAGGUUGAUUUGAACAAGGAGGUCUUGAGGUUGAAUGAUUAUGAUUUGGAGAAGUCCAUUGAAGAUCUGUGUGGUGUUGCUGAGUGGGAUCCAAUUCUUGAGGAGCUUCAGGAGAUGGGCUUCUGUGAUGCAGAAACGAACAAGAAGCUGCUGAAGAAGAACAAUGGGAGCAUCAAGCGUGUGGUCAUGGAUCUUCUAACUGGAGAGAAGGCUUAAAUGAGUAUUUAUCCCCUAUUUAAUAAGUUGAUGCUAUAAAUAAAAUCUGUGGCAACUUCUUACCAAAGAAGCGUGUAAUCUUUUUCCAUGCUGCUGCUUGUAUUCUCAGUGGCUCUAGACAUUGUAGUUGGUUUCUAAACAAUCGACCAGACAUGGUAUUCCAUGUAUAUAUCUGUUUAUAGUUAAUUAUAUCCAUGUUUUAGGGCAAAAUCCCAUAGAAUGUCCUUUU
Rubroshorea leprosula is the source of this 2906-nucleotide messenger RNA. NCBI's taxonomy places the organism in Eukaryota, Viridiplantae, Streptophyta, Magnoliopsida, Malvales, Dipterocarpaceae. The record is from the annotation of a GenBank genome assembly.